Molecule: messenger RNA, 1611 nt
Organism: Effrenium voratum
Lineage: Eukaryota; Dinophyceae; Suessiales; Symbiodiniaceae
Source: the annotation of a GenBank genome assembly
AGCGCCGCUUCGGCUCGAGGGAAAGAUGGCCCUCACCGGUCCCGGGCUUUCAGGGCUUCCACUUCCGGCGUUCAGGUCAGCGGUGAUUCUGGGAGGACCGUCACCUGCAGCCGUGCAAGCCGCCCCUGAGUCUGCUGCCUGGCGUGCCGGGAGGUGGGCCGUUCUCCCUGCAGCACCUCUUUUGCUGCGCGCGCGGCGGAGGCUUGCGCAACGAGGAGCCGGCGCCAGAGGCGUUCGAGUGUGCUGCGCUCCGAAUUCCAGGUCUCGACUGCUCAACGAGGAGCCUGAGGAGGCCAUCCGUCGCCUGAGCCACGAAAUCCACGAGGCCAUCGCCUCGGACGACGCGCGGCGCGCGUCCCAGGCGCAGCGGGAGCUGCGGAAGAUCCAGCUGGACAGACCCUCGGUGGCGUGCCGGCAUCUCAUCCAUGAGGACGUGACCGCCGCUGCCACGCUGCUGUACUUAGGCGAGCGCGCCUCCGUGCGCGGCCGCGUGAAUGCCGUGAAGAAGCUCAGCAGGUGGCUGCGGUGGCCGCACGCCACCAACAAGGACCUGGUGCCGGUGGCCACAGCCCUGGAGGGUUUGCUCAGCGCCCUGCGCUCCGAGCCCGAGGUGGCUUGGGCAGCACAGUGCGCUCUCUUCCAUGUGGUGCGAUGCCACUCCGCGCGGAGCCCCCACAACGUGAAGGAAACCACGCGAGGCCAAGUCACGCGCUUGCUGCUCGAGGCCAAUGUGCCUUUUCCCUUCUGCCUGCCCGAGCUGACUGAGCGGGCGGCCGAGGCCUACGAGACGGCCCUGCGCGCGUCCCCGGUGCGGAGCUUCUUCGCGCGGCUGAAGGAGCUCACGCUCAUCGACCCGGGCUACGGGGAGAGUUGGCAGAGCUACGACCUGGCGCUGUUCCGCGGCUUCGCCCAGCGCCUGGGGAAAUGCCUCGUGAACCUGCGGGCAUUGAAGGUGAUGGGCUUUGAGGACUGCGCCAUGAAGCUGGUGCUGCCCACGCUUUGGAUGCCCAAGCUCAGGCAAUUACACAUCUUCGGGUGCUGCCAGCAGAGACAGUCGCGCGCGGCGAUCCUGUCGCUGGUCAACAGGAAUCGCUUGCAGCUGGAGGAGUUGGAGCUGAACCUCUGGACGGAGUUUCUCCACGAGGCAGAGGAUCCAGUCCUUUCCCUCGAGAAGCUGCCAAAGGUGAAGCGCUUGUCGCUGCACGUGCCGCUCCUGCCUGCCUGGCAGCACUUUGGGGACCUCUGCCCCCUUUUGGAGGAGCUGACCUUCGUGUAUUCCCAGGACAUCGCCCUCAACGCAGCGAGAGUGCUGGUGGACUCUGAGCCUGGGGAGGAGGAGGAGAUCCUGGUGAAUACAAGCACUCGCAUUUACCGUGAUGCGGUGCGCUUCGCCGCGCAGCUGCAGUCCCACGGCUUCGCGGAGCUGGCGGAGCAUUGCCCCCGCCUGCAGGUGAUUCGCUUCAAGAUGUGGGACAACUCCUUUGGCUAUGACAGCACUGCGGCGAAGGAGCACUUCACCGUGUGCUGGAGGCGCAGUGAGCGCAGCAGGCCGGGUCGAGCUUUUCUGCGGGACGCGGAUGUGAACAACGCGACCCGCGCGACUCUGGAGGC